AUGGGCAAAGGCGGUAGAAUAGCGUGUAUCUUCACGCCCUACCUCCUCACAAUCGGAGCCCUCGUCUGUCUCAUCUUUGUAGGUUUGGGUGUGACAAGCCCCAACGCCCCAUUAAAUGACAUUUACUUCGUCAAGGCCGAUCUAAAAGACUUGAACCUCAAUUCAAAAGGCUUUCCCCAAGAACUCCUCCCCUUUACCAACAGCCUCCAACAAGCAGACGGCAGCGGCAAACUACACGAUUUCUACCUCAUUGGCCUCUGGAACCACUGCUACGGCGAGUAUGAGAACGGCCAGUACAAGAUCAUCAGAUGUACCGACCGCAAAGCCAAAUACUGGUUCGACCCCGUCAAAGAAUGGGAUCUAGAAGAUUUGGUCAAGGAUAAAGAUGGCCACAAGUUCUUACCUUCCAGCCUCGAUAAGGGCCUCAGUGCCUACCGGAAGGUUGCUGGAUGGAUGUUCAUCGCCUUCAUCGUGGCGUUAGUAGCGACCUGUGUCGAGUUACUGGUUGGUAUCGCUGCUGUCUUCAGUCGAUGGGGUAGCCUGGCCGUCACCAUCGUGUCUUCUGUCUCCUCCGUUUUCUUUUUUGCCGCCGCCAUCACCGCUACUGCGAUGUACGCCGCUCUAACUGCCGCCGUCAACACUUCCUUAAAACCCUACGACGUCCACGCCUCACUGGGAAAAACCAUGUUCUCAACUCUUUGGCUGGGGGUUGCCUUCUCCCUCGCCUCUGGCAUCUUCUGGCUUUUCAGUGUCUGCUGCUGCUCCGGUCGCUCGCCUUACAGCCACUCCAACAACAGCGGUAGUGGCUUCGGCGGCCGUCGCAACCGCGGCAUUACCGCUGAGAAGACUCCAUAUACAUACGAGCGCGUUUCGGAUCCGUACGGCGGCGCCGCGACAGCGCCGUUCAUGCCCGCUGCAGCGGGUAGUGCACCUGUAAGUGGCGCCGGCGUGGGCGGGAGGGAUAUGGCGUACGAGCCAUUCAGACAUCAUGAUGCGCACGCAUAA
This is a messenger RNA of Histoplasma mississippiense, 1005 nucleotides long. RefSeq lists its product with no specific name. Gene Ontology annotation, biological process: fungal-type cell wall organization. Bases 1 to 1005 code for a protein of 334 amino acids. The record is from RefSeq and is a predicted model, not a curated record. Gene Ontology annotation, cellular component: cell cortex of cell tip; plasma membrane. NCBI's taxonomy places the organism in Eukaryota, Fungi, Ascomycota, Eurotiomycetes, Onygenales, Ajellomycetaceae. The transcript has 3 exons.